AUGGUUCUUGUUCCCGUGUUUGAUGGAAAUAAUUAUGAGAAUUGGAGUCUCCAAAUGAAAACGCUUUUCAAAAUUUAUGAUCUAUGGGAUGUUGUGGAGACUGGUAUUCAACAAGAACCGUUGCAGGUACCUUCACCAUAUUCUUAUGUAUUCGAAGGAGUAAGUUAUGAUGCAUCAUCAUCCGCUGCGGCCGCUGAAAACUAUUCAAUCUUGUGGAAACAAUGGAUGGAAUGGAAAGAUGUGAACGCACUUUCCCUUAUCCAAAGUGGAUUAAGCAUUGAGGUUUUUUCAUGGAUAGCUUAUGCUACAUCAUCAAAAGAAGCAUGGGACCUUUUGAUGGUGAGAUCGGUAGGUGGUCCUAUAUUUCAAGCUAGAAAGCUAGUUGAUCUGAAGAAAGAGUACAACAACAUGACAAUGAGCGAUGCGGAAACGAUUCAUGAAUUUACUGAAAAACUAUUGGAGCUUGUGUUUCGUAUGAAGUCUUGCGGGUGGAAGGUCGAAGAUAAAGUAUUGGUGAAGAAGAUUCUUUCCUCUUUGCCUCCAAGAUUCGAUAAAGUCUUAGUGGAGGUUGCAGAAAAACUUUCUAUUAGUGUCCUUAUCGAUUGCUUGCUUGUCCAUGAAUACAAUAUGAGGCCUGAUCAAGAGUCUUUUGAAGAAUCGGUCAUUGAGAGUGUUAAUGUGGAAGAAAGUUUUCAAGGAGAAGCUGAAAUAUUAUACUCUUUGAAUGAGAUUACUCAAAUCCAAGUGGCAAUGAUGGAGAGACAAAGUGAAGUGUUGUCGUUGGUGCAACAGAAUCAAAAGAUGGUAAUGCAGAUGCAGAAACAAAUGAUGAUGUUAAUGCAGCAGCAAGAUCAGAUGUCAGUACACUCCGAAUCUUAUGAGAAUCAGGAGGAGGAGAUGACAAAAGUGAUCGAAUCUAUGAAGAAACAUAACUUGAGAAAAUGACUUGUUUUUGUUUGGUUUUGGUUUUGGUUCUGGUUUUGGUUUCUCGUGCUUUGUUUGGUUUUCUUGAAAGUGAUUAAUUAUUGAUCAUGAAUUCAUCUAUAAAAUUCUUCUUUGCAUAAAUUGUGGACUUCAAU
Molecule: messenger RNA, 1079 nt
Organism: Arabidopsis arenosa
Lineage: Eukaryota; Viridiplantae; Streptophyta; Magnoliopsida; Brassicales; Brassicaceae
Source: the annotation of a GenBank genome assembly